This is a messenger RNA of Coccomyxa subellipsoidea C-169, 1683 nucleotides long. RefSeq names its product ARM repeat-containing protein. The coding region runs from base 1 to 1683 and encodes 560 amino acids. The transcript has 10 exons. Gene Ontology annotation, biological process: proteasome-mediated ubiquitin-dependent protein catabolic process. The record is from RefSeq and is a predicted model, not a curated record. NCBI's taxonomy places the organism in Eukaryota, Viridiplantae, Chlorophyta, Trebouxiophyceae, Coccomyxaceae. Gene Ontology annotation, cellular component: GID complex. Gene Ontology annotation, molecular function: protein binding.
AUGCUCUCCAGCCUGGAUGACUGUGUGGUAGAGGCUGGCGUAAGGGCUCUGAAGAUGGUCUACCGGUCUCCUGAGGCUCCCAAGGCUCACCGCCUGACAGCAGACGCCUUGCAGCGCUUGGUGGUGCUCCUCUCAUCAGACAACCGCAGCGUGGCUGAAGUGGCAGCGCGGGUCUUGGCUCGCUGCUGCGAUUCCCCAGAGCAGAAAAUGAUGGUGGCGGAGGCGGGGGGACUGGAGGGGUUACUACGGCUGAUGGCAACGGGGGAGUUGCCGCGAAAAGAGGCGGCGGUAGACGCGCUGGCGACGCUGACAUCAGGCAGCGAUGACAUCAGCCGCCGCGUCGCUGACUCAGCGCACGUGACAUCACAGCUGCUGCCGCUGCUCAAAUCGCCGUCCGCGCGCGUGCGCUUCCUGGCCGCCUGCUGCCUCACCAACCUUGCCCCCGCCCUGCCCUCCACCAGCUCGGCGCCCUCCCAGUCCGAAGAGGAAGUGAGGCGGGCGGUGCUGCCUGUACUGGCGAAGCUGCUGGGUGAGGUUGAGGUGUGGGAGGAGGUGCCGCAUGUGCUCAGCCGCCUGCUGGCCGACAACCCCCAGCUGCAGGCAGCCGCGGCCGACGCCGACGCCGUCUCCAAACUCGCCAGCUUCCUGCGCUGCGACGACUGCAGCCAGCGCCUCAAGGAAGGAACGCUGCGAGCGCUGAGCACACUGUGUGCUGACCGGGAGGCCAGCAGGCGCCAGCUCAUCGACGCAGAAGCCAUGGGCGCCAUAGUGCGGGCGCUCGAUGACACAUCCCCACAGGUGCGACUGGCGGCGUGCGGCUGCGUGCGCGCAAUGUCGCGAAGUGCCAAGUCCCUGCGGGCAUCGCUGGUGGAGCAUGACGUGGCGGCGCCGCUUUUUCGAAAUUUGAACGAUGCCGACCGCGACGUGCGCAUCAUCGCGUCCGCCACCCUCUGCAACCUCGUCCUUGAUUUCUCCCCCGUGAAGCAAGCGGUGCUGUCGGCCGGCUGCAUUCCGGCGCUGGCGGCCCUGGCGGCCAGCCCGGACGCGGAGCUGCGCCUGAACGCGGUGUGGGCGCUCCAGAAUCUGGUCUACACCGCCCCGGCCGAAGUGCGCGCUGCUGUCUGCAACGCGCUGAGCUGGCGCGCCGUCGUUGACCUCACCAAUGACAUGCAGACCGAGGUGCAGGAGCGAGCGCUCAACAUGCUGCGCAACCAGUGCGCCAAUCUGCCGGACAGAGACGCAGCCAAGCUGGUGGAUAUGUUGCUCAACUGGAGCGGCGGCGAGCUGUCUGGCCUGCUGAUUGCGCGCUCGGACCCUGCCGCCUCACACCCAGUCUCCCACCGCGUUCAGGCUCUCUACACCCUCUGCAACAUUGCCGGGGCCGGGGAGGAGAAUUCGCGCGACGGCAUGAUGGCGGCUGGCUUGGGCCCACACUUGGGGCGGCUGCUGGCGGAAGGCGGCGAGGAGGUGCGCCUGGCCGCAGUGUGGGCCGUCAUCAAUCUGACCAGCGCCGACGACGCGCGGCCGGGAGCGGCCAAGCGCGUCGCCGCCCUGCGCGAGGCCGGCGUGUCCGCGGUGCUUGCAAACCUGUCGCAGCAGUCUGAGGAUCUGGGCAUCGACCUGAGGGAGCGGCUGAAGACAGCGCUGGACAACUUUGUUGCGCAUGACAUGUUCACAGAGUAG